UGUGUCAAGACUUGAGACAGUGGCCCUCAGCCCGGUAUAUUCAUCAACCAAGAAACCCUGAGCAGAUUGGGCAGCCGAGAUUGCAGAUUGCUGAAAAUUGAUUUUCUCUGGCUCCGUGAGGAAAACAUGAGAACGGGGCUCGUGUAAGCGCUCUCUUCGAGCUCCCACGUGUGGGAGAGAGAGAGAGAGAGAGCGAGAGAGAGAGAGAGAAUGGGCCUGCCGGUUGAGAGGAGGGGGAUCUUCGUCUUGUGGGUGGUGUUGGUUUCGAUCACGAUACAUCCCAAGUUCAAUCAAGCGACUGCAUCAUCGUCACCGCCGCCAUCUUCAACGCACACCAAUAACUGGGCUGUGUUGGUCUGCACAUCUCGUUUCUGGUUUAAUUAUCGUCACAUGGCCAACACUCUUUCAUUAUACAGGACAGUAAAGCGUUUAGGAAUUCCUGAUGAGAGGAUUAUACUUAUGCUAGCAGAUGAUAUGGCUUGCAAUGCUAGGAACAACUACCCAGCUCAAGUUUUUAAUAAUGAGAAUCACCAACUUAACCUGUACGGAGAUAAUGUUGAAGUGGACUAUCGAGGCUACGAAGUGACUGUUGAAAAUUUUCUAAGAGUGCUGACUGGACGUCAUGACUCUGCAGUUCCAAGAUCAAAACGUCUUUUGAGUGAUGAAGGGAGUCAUAUACUUCUUUACAUGACUGGACAUGGAGGUGACCAAUUUUUGAAAUUUCAGGACUCGGAAGAGAUCCAGAGUCAUGACUUGGCAGAUGCAAUAGAGCAAAUGCGUGAGAAGCGAAGGUUCAAGGAAUUGUUGAUCAUGGUGGAUACUUGUCAAGCAGCCACCCUGUUCUCUCAGCUUUAUUCUCCAGGUGUUCUGGCUAUUGGAAGCAGUCUGAAAGGUGAAAAUUCAUAUUCCCAUCAUUUGGACUCUGAUGUUGGUGUUUCAGUUGUGGACCGCUUCACUUUCUAUACACUUGCUUUCUUUGAGAAGCUAAAUAUGUACAACCGUGCUUCAUUAAGUAGUCUGUUCAGUUCCUACAGUCCAAGCUUGUUGAUGUCAACUGCAUAUUAUCGAACAGAUCUGUACCAGAGAGAUUUAAACAUGGUACCCAUUACUGAUUUCUUCGGUUCAGUGAUGGAAACACUUCAUACUGAUUCGGCCUACAAAGGUAUUUCUGUUGGAAAGGCCAUCAACACCCAAUUUGAGAAGCAAACUCAUCAUAUCGUUGAUAGUUCUCAGCAAGGAGAGUCAGCCAGCGUAUCUAAUCUGGAUGAAGGAGAUGUUACUAAGCAGAAGGAUAUCUUCUGGCUUCUGAAUUCCAAAUGGGAACAAUUACAAGAUUCACUGGAUAAGGUGGGGGACAGAGACAAGUGUGUGCACUUUGGGUUUGGUCUGAUGGUUCUCAUAGCGGCCAUUUCGUCUUGGCUCACUAAACCCAAGUAAAUUGGUGAGGGAACCUGCAAAAGAAAGCACCAUGAAGUUUCAUCGUCAUGGGCUUUGCCCUUCCAUGAGUUUUUGUAACACUUCUUGUUUGUGUCGAAUAACUUGGGGCAUUUAUGUUAAAAGAAUCUCAAUUAUAGCUGAUCUUCGUUA
Molecule: messenger RNA, 1587 nt
Organism: Nymphaea colorata (pocket water lily)
Lineage: Eukaryota; Viridiplantae; Streptophyta; Magnoliopsida; Nymphaeales; Nymphaeaceae
Exons: 10
Coding region: 211-1437 (408 amino acids)
Biological process (GO): protein localization to cell surface; attachment of GPI anchor to protein; proteolysis
Cellular component (GO): GPI-anchor transamidase complex
Molecular function (GO): GPI-anchor transamidase activity
Source: RefSeq, a predicted model, not a curated record